AUGCAAAGGAAGAUCGCCACUUGCCACAGGGGAAUCUCACAGACCCUCAGCCAAGCACUUGUGCCUGCAGAUGUCAGUGUGAGGAAGGGGCAUGAGCUGGUGAACAUCUAUUGCCCCGUCGUGGUCUCCAACGCAGGGCUGUUCAACACCUAUGAGCACCUACUGCCGGGGAAUGCCCGCUGUCUGCCAGGUGUGAAGCAGCAGCUGGGGAUGGUGCGGCCUGGCUUAGGCAUGAUGUCUGUUUUCAUCUGCCUGCAAGGCACCAAGGAGGACCUGCAUCUGCCGUCCACCAACUACUAUGUUUACUAUGACACGGACAUGGACCAGGCGAUGGAGCGCUACGUCUCCAUGCCCAGGCAAAAGGCUGCGGAACACAUCCCUCUUCUGUUCAUCGCUUUCCCAUCAGCCAAGGAUCCGACCUGGGAGGACCGAUUCCCAGGCCGGUCCAGCAUGACCAUGCUCAUACCCAGCGCCUACGAGUGGUUUGAGGAGUGGCAGGCGGAGCUGCAGGGAAAGCGGGGCAGUGACUAUGAGACCUUCAAAAACUCCUUUGUGGAAGCCUCUAUGUCAGUGGUCAUGAAACUGUUCCCACAGCUGGAGGGGAAGGAUAUUGACUUGGAUAGCUUGAUGUCUCAUGACGAGCAGCGCUCUGCAUCCCUCACCCAUGCCUCCUCACUCAGUGAUCAGAGAAAAUUCCAUCGGUGGAUAGAACCCCUGGCAGUGUUGUCAGCUAAAGCUGUGGCUCUUCAGGGCACGGGAAAUGCCUGUGUCUGGCCCGGUGUGGUCUGGAGCUUUGGGGUAACAGCGGGAUCCAUCAGUUAUUAG
This is a messenger RNA of Mandrillus leucophaeus (drill), 825 nucleotides long. Its product is annotated as all-trans-retinol 13,14-reductase-like. Lineage: Eukaryota; Metazoa; Chordata; Mammalia; Primates; Cercopithecidae. The coding region runs from base 1 to 825 and encodes 274 amino acids. The transcript has 7 exons. The record is from RefSeq and is a predicted model, not a curated record.